Amphimedon queenslandica is the source of this 1382-nucleotide messenger RNA. Its product is annotated as saccharopine dehydrogenase-like oxidoreductase. Gene Ontology annotation, cellular component: lipid droplet; mitochondrion; plasma membrane. NCBI's taxonomy places the organism in Eukaryota, Metazoa, Porifera, Demospongiae, Haplosclerida, Niphatidae. The record is from RefSeq and is a predicted model, not a curated record. The transcript has 12 exons. The coding region runs from base 41 to 1276 and encodes 411 amino acids. Gene Ontology annotation, biological process: glycolipid biosynthetic process.
UCCCAAAAAUAUAUUUGUUUUACGGAGCCAGGUGUCAAAAAUGGCCUCCACUCGCGAGUUCGAUUUUGUCUUGUUUGGUGCGACUGGGUUUACUGGAAAAUACGUAGCAGAGGAGCUGGAUAGGAUUCAGAAGGAAGGGAAGCGUUCCUUCAAAUGGGCAGCUGCUGGAAGAAAUGAAGAAAGAGUCAAGGAAGCUUUAGAAGGCCUUGGUAUUGUGGGCGUGACUACGAUAUCAGCUAACAUUAAUGACGAGGAGUCCUUGAAAGAGAUGUGUGGGCGUUGCAGUGUUCUACUGGACGUAGUUGGCCCUUACGUACUUUAUGGUGAAGCAGUUGUCAAAGCAUGUAUCAACCAGGGGACCGAUUACAUUGAUAUCACUGGAGAAACAUACUACAUAGAGUCCAUGGUUGAUAAGUAUGAUGCUUUAGCGAAGGAGAAAGGAGUUUAUUUGGUUAACUGCUGUGGGUUUGAUGUCAUCCCUAAUGACAUUGGAUCGCUUGUACUUCAAAAAGGAUUCAAUGGUCAACUGGCAUACAUUGAAAGCUAUGUCUCUACUAAUGGUAAAGGGCUUAAUACCGGUACAUGGGAAUCGGCCAUACGUAGCAUCAGAAGUUACAAGAAACUUGCCGAACUUCGUAAGAAAGCGUCCUCAAGCCGUCCUCCUCUCCCUCUGGUGAAGAUGCCAAAGAGACGAACCAUUUUCUUCUCUGACGUGACUCAAAGCUGGUGCGGCCCGUUCCCUGGGGCAGACAGAGCUUGCAUGCUGCGCAGUGCUGGGUACAGGCAUAAGACUGAUGGCUUACCAAUGUUUCAAGUGAAGACGUACGCUAGUAUUGGUAGCCUGUGGAAGACGUUGAUGCUAAUAAUUGGAUUUAUGAUCAUAAUACCUAUGUCACUGACUGGGUUUGGUGCUAAACUACUGCUAAAGUAUCCCGGUUUAUUUUCAGCAGGACUUGCUCGUAAAGGUGGUCCCAGUCGCAGCGAAGUGGAGAAGGGAACAUUCACAGUUGUAUUGCAGGGAUCUGGCUACAGUCCUGAUAAUGAAGAGAAGGUAAAGCCUGAUGCAUUCCUCAGGGUUAGGGUAAGAGGUGCUGAGCCUGGCUAUAUAGCAACGUCUGCCAUGAUGGUCCAAUCUGGCUUCUGUCUACUCAAUGAAAGAAGUAAACUGCCAAAAGAUGGCGGUUUCUAUACACCUGGCGCAGCUUUUGGCAAGACUGACAUUGUUCAGAACCUGGAACAGACUGGGAAAUUGAAAUUUACUAUUGAACAAGUCUAGAAGAAUUCUUGCACUCUUGUAUGUUUAUGUAGUAUUGUGUUUUCCCCACUCUCUCUUGUUGAUGUCAUUUUUGAAUUGUUUGAUUACCUUCAAUAUUCAAAAUAAA